AUGGAUUUAGAGAAAUCUAAUUCUCAAACCCUCUACAUAAAGAUCCCACUAUCUGCACUGUCUCACGGUGAAUUGGAAGAUGCAGAUCAUGUUAGCUCUAACUAUAAAUUUAUAGAUGGAUAUCCUUCAGAUACACUGGAAAAAAAACAUUAUGUCACGUCAUACAACAAAGAAACCAAGAAUGCUGAAUGGGUGUAUGAGAUACUGAACGAGAGGACUUUAGCUAGAAAUCACAUAGGUCUAGGGUUAGGCAAAUUCAUGCAGAUUGGAGAUGAUCAACAAGAACUUCAACAAGUGCCAACUCUGUUCUUUAAGGUGAUAAUUGUCGAGAAUGAUGAUGGGACAGUAGAAGUGCCAGUAUGCUAUCUGAUUCCUAAUGAGGAAUAUAUAUUAUCAUUCUUUAAAGAAUUCAAGGAAGACGAACAAAUGAAAAACGAAGAGAUCCUGAACACCUCUUUCAAGGCAACACUUGAACAUAUUGAGACAUUAUCUGGGCUGAAGUUCACAGCAGAAUCAUGCAAAAAUGGAGAGAAGGACAGUAUAAAGACAGUGGAAUGGAAGGGAGAAGGUGGAAAUGGAGAGUUAACUACAGCUGCGAUAAAUGUCAGAAUAAGCACACCACAUACUUAAUGAUAAUAUUGAUGCCUAAAUCUGACAUGUGUUCAGUAAAUACUGCCCAAAUAUCAGUCACUGGGGGGGCAUUCUAGUGACAUCACAGUGGUCUCACAUGGUGAGCUCACAGUCAGAGGGACAAAGCCUCAAAUGAAAUCGGCUGAAGAUAAAAGACAUUAAAUCUCUCAACG
Molecule: messenger RNA, 803 nt
Organism: Rhinichthys klamathensis goyatoka
Lineage: Eukaryota; Metazoa; Chordata; Actinopteri; Cypriniformes; Leuciscidae
Exons: 3
Coding region: 1-630 (209 amino acids)
Molecular function (GO): nucleic acid binding; hydrolase activity; metal ion binding
Source: RefSeq, a predicted model, not a curated record